GCUGCUUAUUUAGAAUCGCAUCAUAUCGUUUAUUUUCAUUGCAUCUUUAGGGUUUUGAAGAUUGAAGUUUACGAAUAAAAGCGUUGGAGAUCAGGCUUUAUCUAUCUGAUUGGAUGACUGUGCAACUACAGUUGCACUAUGGCUUCAAGUAUGUUGACUGGAGACCGAAGAUGGGGUACUGGCUCUGCACGAAGAGGGGGCAUGACAGUUUUGGGGAAAGUUGCUGUUCCAAAGCCUGUUAAUCUACCCAGUCAAAGGUUGGAGAACCAUGGUCUGGACCCAAAUGUAGAAAUAGUCCCAAAGGGCACACUUAGCUGGGCAAACUGUUCAUCUUCUUCUGCACCAAAUACAUGGGGUUCUUCAGCAUUGUCACCUCCUAGUUCUGAUGGAGUUGCUGGUUCACCAAGUCGGUUUAAUGGCCGCCCUUCAUCUGGUGGAAAUGGCACUCGACCAUCGACAGCUGGUAGUGAUAGAUCCCAUGAACCUGCGCCUAAUGCGUGGGGUCCAAAUUCUAGGCCAUCGUCAUCAUCUGGGGUAUUGGCAUCAAAUCAGACAUCGAUGGCGACAACGCGUCCUCGUAGUGCUGAAACAAGACCUGGUAGCGGUCAGCUAUCUCGGUUUGCUGAGCCCAGUUCUGAAAAUUCUGUUGCAUGGGGUGCAUUGGGGACUGCAGAAAAAUUGGUAUUUGUCUUGUCCUCCAAGGUUAACAGGUUCACUCUGAGCUCUGGUGAUUUUCCGACUCUUGGCUCUGAAAAGAACAGCGAGUGUCCUGGACAAAAAGGUCACAGUUCGCAAGGGCGUCCUGUCUCAGCUUCUGGUAUAGUUUCAACCCUGAAAGAGAGUUCAGGAACUUCUUCUGACCACGAGCCAGUUGAUGUCAAUGCAGACGGGGAGACUGCAAAUACUUGGACAGGUGAUAAGUCCCCAUUUGUUGGAGAUGAGGCCCCACCUAGCACAGAGAAGUGGCGGAGGGAACCUCAACCAUUUCCUAAUACUAUGCCACAUCAGCAUCUUGACCAUUGGCAUGGUACACCUGUACGACACUCUUCUGAGGGAGUCUGGUAUAGAGGACCUCCAGGUGGUCCACCAUAUGGGCCUGUCCCUCCUGGUAGCUAUCCUCUUGAACCAUUUAAUUAUUAUCAUCCACAAGUUCCACCUAGACCUUUAGCUAACCCACAGCCGGUUCCACGACCUGGAGCUGGCCCAAGCAAUUAUCACCCAAAACAUGCAGAAUCUUACCGGCCCCAAAUUCCUGAAUCUUACAUGCGUCCUAUGAUACCCAUGAGGCCUGGUGUUUACCCUGGUAUGGUGCCUUAUGAGAGCUAUUAUGGUCCCCCACUCAUGGCUAUGUGCAAUUCCAGUGAUCGAGAUGCUCCGGUCUUGGGCAUGGCAGCUGGUCCUUGUGUAUAUAACAGAUUCCCAAACCAGAACUUCCAUCAUGACUCUGGUAAUUUUCAUGCCAGGCCUGGUGGAUAUGGUUCUGCCAGCACCGCUAUGAUGAACGAACAGGUGGAACGUUCUCAUUCUCAUGGUGCUCAACGGGGUCCGUACAAGGUUCUUUUGAAGCAACAGGAUGGUUGGGAAGAAAAGGAUAGAGAAGAUAAGGGAGGGAUUGCCUUACCAACCAAUGCACCACUUGAAGGAGGGAAGCAACCGAGAGCUUCUGUGGAGAAUGAUUGGGUAACAGAUUACAAAAAGGAUAAAGCUGUGGAUUUGCUGAAAACAGUUUCUGGUGAAAAAGCUUCUUCACAACCCCCUGAUAAUCAGGAAGUUUCUUCUGUUCCUGUUGGCAUGGACGUUCCUGGAAUUAUGAGCAAUACUAAGGCAGUUAAUGACAGUUUGGUAAAGAAAGAAGAAUCGGCACCUAUUCCAGGAGGUCCACAACAAUUCCCUGCUACAAAAAGAAAUCCCUCUCUGAUAGACAAAAUAGAGGGCUUAAAUACUAAAGCUCGGAUUUCUGAAGGCCGGUAUGAUGGUGGCUCUAUUUCUAGUAGAGAUGAGAAAAUGAAAAGGUCAAGGGUUGUGAGUGGUAAUGUCGACCAUUCCAUGAAUGGAGCUGUUUCUGUUUCUGCCUCUGCUGAAAAACCUUAUAUUACUGGAAAGCCAAUUUUGUCAUCUCAAGAAUGUGGUGCUUCUAUGAAACCUAAGACCCUAGAACAGAAAACUUCCAGUGGUACAGCUGUUGCCUUUCCUGUCAGUGAAUCUCAAGCUUCAGCUGGCAAUGUAUUGAAUGCUCCUGAAGUUGGAGAAAAGAAUCAUGGUCAGAUUUACAAGAGGGUGCAUGUUGUUGAAAGUAGGGUGGACAACCAAGGUAAGGGAAGGUUUACUAGUCAAGGGGGUGAGGAAUGGAGAAACAAACCUAUUGUCGCGAAGUCUUCGACUGUUAUUCCUGGUGCAAAUAUUGAGACCUCUGAUGCUAAUGUGAAAGUCCUCGGUCCUCAUCAAGAAGCUCCUGAAAAGUCUGACUCAAACAUUUGUGGAAGAACUGGAGGAGAAUGUGAAACAUCCUCUGUCGGUCCAAACAAUUAUAAUGAACAGCGUGCUAAGAUGAAAGAGAUAGCAACCCAACGUGUAAAGCAGCUUCAGAAGGAAGAGGAAGAACGGACAAGAGAGCAGAAAGCCAAGGCACUUGCAAAAUUGGAAGAGUUGAACAGGCGGACACAAGCACAGAGUUCAACACAGAAGUUAGAUAACUCUGUGCCACUGAGUAGCUCUAUCCCGCAUAAGCUAGAAGGAUCCAUGUCCCAAGUAGAUAUGUGCAAUUCCAGAGAAGCACCAGGAUCGUCACUUGGUGGGAAUUCCAAUGCAGUUUCUCAGGGCAGUGAUUUGCUUGGAGAGUCGAGCAACUUCUCCAAGGAUGUACCUUUGGAGGCUUCGAAAUUUGCACCCCAGGAAUCUGUUGAGUUAGAAAACUUGUCUGUGCCAUUGCCACAAGAUGUUAAUAGUGUGGAUGCUGUUAAUCCUAAACCUGCACUACCCUCACCAGCACAGGAUGACAUUUCUAGCAGGCAGAAACAAGUGGGCCAUCGGAAAAGGCUGAAUAUUCCGUUAGACAAAAUUUUAAGUGAAAGGCCAACUCCCACUGGAAGCACUGGGGCCUUAAGAAGUCCUGUUAAUAUGGUUCCAGAUGUAACUGCCACAAAUGAUGAUUCUGCCACACCUAACGAUAGUACUGUUGAUGAUCCCUUGCCACCACAGAAGAGAAAACCACAAAGGAAUGGGAAGAGCAAGCGCAAGCUGGAGGAAGCUUCAUCUGGCGCUCUACCCUUGUCAACACCCACUGAAGAAAAUCCUGUAAAGGUUCAUGUUGACACUGCUAAAACAAAGGCUUCUGAAGCUGCGUUAGAAGUAUCCUCGGUUCAUGUCAUGACUUCAAGGGAGUCUGCGGAGGUUCAAGAUUCUCAGAGUGUUCCAUCUGCAGCCCAAGGUUGGUCUCUGUCAACUGAAGAAGCCCGCGGUAGAGCAAACAACCAAUGGAGGCCUCAGUCUCGCCGGAUGCCAAAAAGCCAACAAGCUACUAGAUCAGCAGAUAAAUUUCAUGGUGGUGAGGCUGUUGUCUGGGCUCCUGUCCGGUCACAGAACAAGAAUGAGGCAUCGGAAGGUGCCAGCCACAGCAGUACUUCUGAGGCUAAUGCUUCCUUUACAAAGAAUGGGCAGGGUAUGCAGAGCAAUAUGAUAAAAGGCAAGAGGGCUGAAAUGGAGAGAUAUGUCCCAAAGCCUGUGGCUAAAGAAAUGUUGCAGCAGUGUAGUGCUGAACGACCAUCAUCUCCUAUAAUUAAUCAAUCCGUACCUCAUGAGGCACCACAGAGAGUAGAAUCUGGUUCUCAGGGUACCGAAGGUGGAUGUCCUGAUGGCUUGGCUACUGGGAAAUCAGGCACCGCCAUUGAGCAUAAGAAUGGGGGAAGCAGGCAUAACAAGCCUGGUAAAGCUCAUGGAUCGUGGCGCCAACGUGGUUUUACGGAACCGCCUCCUCUGCAAGGCUCGCAUGAAGGAUCAUCUCUCUCUUCAGGCACUGGCAAGAAUGCUUAUCAACCCAUCGAGAAACACCAACCCCAGGAGUCAGAGGCAUACUCUCCAAAAGGGCCAGAAAAAUAUUCUGACGACUGGACUUCUAAUAAUCCUGUCUCAACUUAUCGAGCUUCAACUGAUGUUAAAGAUCACAGUGUAAUGGGGAGAGGGAAACGGCAUCCACUUAAGGGGCAGAAAGGUGCAGGGCACAAUCGCAAUGUUGUUGAUCAGAAAGAUUUACAUGGUGGGGCCACUGAUAAGAUUGAUACUCAAACUUCAGCCAUUGAGGCAAGCCAGGCAGAGGGAAGAGUUGUGCAGCGAGAAAACCUUGCUGGAGAACAUUCAACAUCCCAGUGGCAACCAAAAUCUCAGCCGCAUGCUUUUCAUAACCGGCAAAGCAACAGGGGCAAUGGCAACCAGAAGGUUACAGUUCACGUUAGUAGGACUUAUGGAAAGGAGUUUACUCAGCAUGCUGAUGGCUGUGCAUCACAAAGCGUCAUGGAUCAUGUUGUUUUUCCAGACCAACCUCAGCCUCAUCAGUCAGAGACUUUGAAGACUGUCACUGAAAUAUCCACUGUACGCAGCCGUGAGAUUAAGAAAGAAAGGAAGGCUGUAGGUUCAUUCAAACAAUGUGUACCAAACAAAGAUCCUGUUAACCAGAGCGAAGUCAGUCCUGCAAAUGUGGAUACCCAACGGGAGCAACAGUUUUCUUCUGGAUUGCGCAGGCAGGGGCACCCAAAUGGUCGUUUCAACAGGACACAGGAAUCUCCUCAUGCAGGUCGCAACCCAACAGGGCAAGAUAGCAGCAAGCAACAUCAUACGACUACAAAUGGUGACAAGAAGCAUAAUUUGCAUUAUGAGUACCAACCAGUUGGGUCACACAACAAUAAACCGGAGGACUCCUCUGAAAGGGCAGCUGAUGGUGCACAUGUCAUGGGUUCAAGAUAUCGUGAGAGGGGUCAGGAUCACUCGAGGCGUGGGGGAAACUUUUCUGGCCGGAGCAGUGGCACUGUUCGAGUUGCUGCUGGUUAUGGUAUUGAAGAGUGAAAAAUAUUGAACUCGUGUUUUCUUGUUCAAAGCCAUUUCUUCAUACGGCUAAGUAGGGUAGUUGCUUGAUCAAGAAAGCCGUGCAGGUAUAUUCAUUGCUACUUGAUCAGUUUGAGUAUGUUAAUUCUAAGUGAAAGUUUUCACUUUUACAUCCGAGUGUACAUGUCUGUUAAGCAUGAUUCA
Molecule: messenger RNA, 5238 nt
Organism: Telopea speciosissima
Lineage: Eukaryota; Viridiplantae; Streptophyta; Magnoliopsida; Proteales; Proteaceae
Product: protein MODIFIER OF SNC1 1
Exons: 9
Coding region: 139-5055 (1638 amino acids)
Biological process (GO): epigenetic regulation of gene expression
Source: RefSeq, a predicted model, not a curated record